AUGCUACAAAUUUGCCUCAACAGAUUGGAACCAGCAGCUGAAUAUUGUCGCAAACUUCAAAGCUCUUUAAUUCGUGCAUACAUUCCUUCAAAUUUUAUGGAAAAGGGUACAAUUUUUCCUUCUGUGGACCCGAAUCAAUGUAAACAAUCUCCUACAUACCAUGAAGAAGUCAAACAUCCAUCUUCACCGUCAAAUUCAACGGACCGCUCUGGCUCGUCUUCUUUUCUUUCUCCCAUAAACGCCCCUGCUGUCCAAGAUUUUGGUUUGCAUAGAAAACUUGCGUUCUUGAAUCGAAAACGUGAGAUUGACGGUGCUACAAAUCAACAACAUCCUCCGUACCAUUUUCCUUUUGCUUCUUUUCCGCCUGACGACAAUUAUGACAACGCAAAGCCGUCAACCUUUUCCACGAGUCUGCCAUCUCCCGCAAAUGUUUCCUUCACUCCGCCUGUAUACACCCCAUCCUUCAAAAAAGAAGAGGUCAAGGAAGAACAGAUAGGACCCAGUCCUUCUUCCUAUCAAGCUUCUUUUCAUGAGCGAUCGCCACGUAAUUCCGACGACGCUGACGCGGUCAUUGUAAUUAGCGACUCGGAGGAAUACGACAAGGUUUCCAUUCCUGUUUCUGAUGCACCCAUCAAGGCUGAAAAGCCAGAGAAGCAAGCCUCCCCUUACGAUAUACCUGACGAGGUUAUUGAAACCGGCUACAAGCGACCUAGGUUACAUUCAAAUGACAAAGACCGUAUGCAGGAUUCCAAGCCUUCGUGGAGCGUAACCUCUGGAAAUGCUCACAAGUCAGUUUUGUGGGAUGGAGGAACGAAUGAAAAUCCUAUUUCUCUCACUGAUGAUGAAGACGAGGCCCACUUGGAUCAAUUUCUUGUCGAUACUUCCGUUAGUAUCGCCGCUCAAAAUCAGCCUUCUUUCUAUUCAUACUCUUCCACUUCCUUUCCCGAAAUUCCCAAUCCUCCAUUUCAAGCUUCUCCACCCAAGGAAUGGGGUUCUCCCGCUCCAUUCUUAAUGCAACACCCCAAUUUUUUCCAACACUCGGCAUCCUUAACUCAAAAAGAACAACUAAAAGAACUUUUUAAAGACUUGGAUGAUCAGUUAAUAAAUUCUCCAAAAGCUCGCGAGGGAACUCCAGCUGGCUUGGUACCCGUGCUUAUGGAGCACCAAAAGGAGGGAUUGACUUGGCUUAAGAAAAUGGAGGAAGGUACGAAAAAGGGCGGCAUCCUUGCAGACGAUAUGGGUCUAGGUAAAACAGUCCAAAUGCUGGCAUUGCUGGUAUCUAGACCUUCCGAGGAUCCCGAAAUCAAGACAACCUUGAUUGUCGCUCCCGUCGCCUUGGUCCAACAAUGGCGGAGAGAAAUUUUAGCAAAGAUUGCCCCUUCUAUGCGUCCAAGCAUUUAUGUACACCACGGUCAAACAAAAAAGCAUAGAUUUGCUAAAGAACUCAUGAGUUACGAUAUUGUCUUGACUACUUACAAUGUGAUUGCUUAUGAGUUCCGGCACAGAAUGGCAUACGAGCAGAGUUUACUCGAUGGUGCACCUCUUGAAAAAUAUGAACACUUGCCUUUUUUUGAAGCCAACUGGUAUCGCGUCGUUUUGGAUGAAGCUCAGACAAUAAAAAACCGAAAUACGCUUUCUGCCAGAGGUUGUUGCUUACUGCGAUCAAAACUUCGAUGGUGUCUUAGUGGUACACCCAUGCAAAAUGGUAUUGAAGAAUUUUAUAGUUUAGUCAAAUUCCUGAGAAUUCAACCUUACUGCGAUUGGUCUCAUUUUUCAAAGGAUUUUAUCGGCCGCUUAAAUCAAGAAUCGCAAGCAUCGUCCAGUGCAAUGAAACGUCUUCGCGGACUUAUCAAGGCCAUCUUACUGCGUCGAACUAAGAGUACAAUGAUUGAUGGGAAGCCUAUUUUAUCACUUCCUCCGAAAACCGUACGAAAGGAAGAGUCUAAUUUAUCAAAUCCUGAGAUGGAAUUUUAUAAUGCUUUACAAACAGGUGCUCAAAUUCAAAUGAGAAAGUAUAUGCAAGAGGGUACUGUUACCACUCACUAUGGAAGCAUUUUAGUGUUGUUGCUUCGACUUCGUCAAGCAUGUUGCCAUCCUUGGUUGCUGGUAGCAAGACAAACUACGGAUGAUGACAACGAUAGUUUUCAAAAAAAGGCCAGGAAUUUAUAUAAUAAGCUUUCGGGUGAGGCAAUCAAUCGUUUAAAAAGUACUGAAAUGUUGAGAUGUUCCGUAUGCCAAGACUAUGUUAUAGAUCUUCAAAUAAUUAUUCCUUGUGGUCAUUUCAUUUGUCGGGAAUGCUUAAGUCAUCUUAUCACGUCUAGUGAAGUAGCAGCUCAAAGAGAUGCUACAGAAGAAUUGAAUCCAAAAUGUACCGUUUGCUUUGAAUAUAUAGACCCAGAUAAUUCUCUAAGCUACAAUCUUUUUCGGCGCUAUGCUGGGAUGACACCCAUCAUUGGCUCGGAUAACAAAUUGAAAACUGACAGACUUGCUGAAUUGUUGCCGCAAGGAUAUAAUAAUAUUUUGGAAAAUCGUGAACUUGGAAUGAAUAUUUUUACGAACCCCUACAAGUGGACAACGUCUACCAAGAUUGACAAAGCCGUGGCUGAAAUAACUUCUAUUUUACAAAAGCACCCGCAAGAUAAGAUUUUGAUGUUUUCUCAAUUUGUUCAAUUCUUAGAACUGUUUGCUGUUCCUUUUAAACAAAAUAACGUUCAGUAUAUACAUUAUCACGGUGGAUUAAGCCCUGCUGCUCGAAACGAGGCUGUCCUGCAAUUUGAAACUAAUCCAAAUAUUAGCGUACUAUUGAUUUCGUUGAAGGCAGGGAAUGUUGGUUUAAACUUAACUUGUGCUAAUCAUGUACUUGUUUUAGACCCUUUUUGGAAUCCUUAUAUCGAAGAGCAAGCUAUUGAUCGGGCACAUCGAAUUGGACAAAGUAAACCCGUUAAUGUUUUAAGAAUUACGGUUAAUAAUACGGUUGAAGAGCGAGUACUUGCUUUACAGGAGAAAAAGAGAGAAUUAAUUGAUAGCGCAUUAGGCGAGAAGGGUUUACGGGAAAUUUCACGCCUCGAUACAAAGGAGCUGGCCUUCUUGUUUGGUAUGUAAAAUUUCUCCUUGAAAAUUACAAUUGUACAGUAUAGACCAAUUAUAUGACUUCAGAUGUUUUUCGUUCAUUUUAAGCAGGGCAAGAAAAUAC
This is a messenger RNA of Schizosaccharomyces cryophilus OY26, 3193 nucleotides long. RefSeq names its product ATP-dependent DNA helicase. Gene Ontology annotation, cellular component: cytoplasm. Gene Ontology annotation, molecular function: ATP-dependent chromatin remodeler activity; ATP binding; metal ion binding. Bases 1 to 3102 code for a protein of 1033 amino acids. Lineage: Eukaryota; Fungi; Ascomycota; Schizosaccharomycetes; Schizosaccharomycetales; Schizosaccharomycetaceae. The transcript is spliced from 2 exons. The record is from RefSeq and is a predicted model, not a curated record.